AUGAGCGAUACUUUGGGUGCAUUUUAUUUGGGGUUCGACCUUUCCACGCAACAGCUGAAAUGUUUGGUCAUAGAUCAGAACUUAAAGCUCGUUCACUCGGAAUCGAUCGUUUUUGAGCAAGAUUUGAGUCACUACAAGACCGAAAAGGGGGUAUAUUUCCAUGAGGACGGGACUGCAGAGUGUCCGGUGGCGAUGUGGCUCGAGGCCGUGGAUCUGGUGUUCGAGAGAAUGAGCCAGCACGACCACAUUGAUUUGUCACUGGUGAAAGCCAUGAGUGGGUCAUGCCAGCAGCACGGGUCUGUGUAUUGGACCCAGGAGGGACCGAAACUGCUGCCGCAACUCACGGUGGAUGCAAGUCUCAAGGACCAACUGGCGUCUCGUGCGUUUUCCAGAAACGUGUGUCCCAAUUGGCAGGACCACAGCACCGGAAACGAACUGCAGAAGUUCGAAGAAGCGUGCGGUGGAGCUACCCAGCUGGCACAUAUCACUGGAUCGCGAGCCCAUUAUCGUUUCACGGGACCACAGAUCAUGAAGAUUGCCAAAAAGGAGCCCGAAACGUACAAUAAAACGGACAAAAUCUCGUUGGUAUCGUCCUUUCUGGCCUCGAUCUUGGCAGGUGAGUUUACCACGUUGGAAGAGGCCGAUGCCUGUGGCAUGAACCUGUACGAUAUCGAAAAGCGCGAUUAUGACGAAACUCUCCUAGGUCUGAUUGACAAUGACACUAAAAGUGUGAGAGAAAAGCUCGGAGGUAAGCCCAUACCUUCCGAGAAGCCUGCUCCCGUGGGCAUCAUUUCCUCGUAUUUUGUUGAAAAGUACGGGCUAAAUCCGGACUGUCAGAUAUUCCCUUUCACUGGAGACAAUCUGGCCACCAUAUGCUCUCUGCCACUGAAGCCAAACGACAUUUUGGUCUCGUUGGGUACUAGCACAACUAUUUUGCUGGUAACAGACCAGUAUCACCCUUCUCCUAACUAUCAUUUGUUCUUGCACCCUACCAUCCCCAAACAUUACAUGGGCAUGAUCUGCUAUUGCAAUGGUGCUUUGGCCAGAGAAAGAAUCAGGGACGAGCUAAGCGAAACGCGUGAUUGGGAGCCUUUCAACACUGCUGUCACGUCUCAAUCGCUCAACAACGACAACGAAAUUGCAUGCUAUUUUCCCCUGGGAGAAAUCGUUCCAAAUGUUCCUAGUUUGUACCGCAGAGCGACUUUUGUACAAGCUGCAGACGACAGCGGAGUUGAAUUGAAACUUGUCGAUUCAUUCGAAAGUGUCGCUCACGAUGCCAAAAACAUUGUCGACUCUCAAGCCUUGAGCUGCCGCGUAAGAAUCAGUCCCUUGCUGUCGAACGACUGCGAGGAUACAAGUUGUAAAAUGGGUUCGUCGUUGGUUCACUUCGAUUGUGACAAUUUCCCGCUUUCAGAGUACACAAAACGCCCAAGAAGAGCCUUUUUCGUUGGGGGCGCGUCCAAGAAUGACGCCAUUGUCACCCGUUUUGCCCAAGUUUUGGGUGCUACUGAGGGCAAUUUUCGACUAGAGACUCCCAACUCAUGCGCAUUGGGAGGAUGCUACAGGGCCCUGUGGUCCCAUUUGACGCAUGAGAAGAUGACAUCCUUGAAAUUUGAUGAAUUUCUCAACGAGACCUUCAAUUGGGAUACUGACGUCAGAUCUAUAGGUUUGACUGAUGAAAAGGAUUGGUUGCAUUACAAUAAAAAGAUCCAGGCGCUUAGCGAGCUGGAAAGGACUUUAUGA
Lachancea meyersii CBS 8951 is the source of this 1743-nucleotide messenger RNA. The record is from the annotation of a GenBank genome assembly. Lineage: Eukaryota; Fungi; Ascomycota; Saccharomycetes; Saccharomycetales; Saccharomycetaceae.